This is a messenger RNA of Myotis brandtii (Brandt's bat), 1440 nucleotides long. RefSeq names its product zinc finger protein 114 (gene ZNF114). Gene Ontology annotation, biological process: negative regulation of transcription by RNA polymerase II. The record is from RefSeq and is a predicted model, not a curated record. The transcript is spliced from 3 exons. Gene Ontology annotation, molecular function: DNA-binding transcription repressor activity, RNA polymerase II-specific. NCBI's taxonomy places the organism in Eukaryota, Metazoa, Chordata, Mammalia, Chiroptera, Vespertilionidae. Bases 2 to 1180 code for a protein of 392 amino acids.
AAUGCACUGGGACGCGGUGACCUUCAAGGAUGUGGCAUUGAACUUCACCAAGGAGGAGUGGACCCUGCUGGCCCCGGAGCAGAGGGCCCUCUACCGAGAUGUGAUGCUGGAGAACAUCCGGAACCUGGCCUCCGUAGGUGAGGUGAUUCGACAGGAAACCAAAGUCUCGGCCUCUCGACAGGACAUUCUCGCUAAAAACACAGUUCGUGAAGCCAACAGAGUGCGUUUCACGAGCAACAGUCCCACUCCAGGAGGACACUUGGAUGGCCACAGAGCAGAGGAGCCACACAGGUGGAGGGGGCAGAAAGGGAGGCGCGUGGCGGCUGCCCAAGAGAAAGACGGCCGUCUGGUUCCAGUCUGCGAAACGAGGGAGAAGCUUGCGCCUCCGCAGGGAGAUCCCACCAGAAAACACACCCCCCAAAAUAUUUUGCAUCCAGACUGUGUCUUAAGGAGUAACCACAAAACCUCCGAAAACAGCGAGGACGACAGAGGAUUGCGGCAGCGCGUUCGAUCAGCUCCGAGUGUGAGAACUCCAACAGAGCGGCGAUCGGUCACGCCGGUCAAGAAUCAGAAUCGUGUGCUUCCUGAUAAAACAUUUCGGGGGGUAAAUGUCUCUGAAUUGGGGAAAGUCUUUCCGGAAGACUGUGUCCUUAGGGCACGCGAGACUCCCGUUCAAGAGAAAGUUUACGGGUCCAGCGAGCGUGAAAACAUUCCCCGAAGGAACCCGACGCCUGCUGUGCUGAUGCAAUCUUAUCCAGCGCAGACGAAGAACAAGAAUAAUCCAAGUGGGAAAAGCUUCGCCCACGUUCCACAUGCUGAGUCACACAGGAGCACGCGGAAAGGAGAGAAAAACUAUAGGUGUCAAGAUUGUGGGAAAUCCUACGCUUAUCAUUCGUACUUUAUGAAACACAGGAGCAUUCACACUGGAGAGAAGCCCCAUGCAUGUCAGGAGUGUGGGAAAGCCUUCCGAUAUUCGCUACACCUCAAGAAACACUUAUUCAGACACAUUGCGGAGAAGUCCCAUAAAUGUAAGGAGUGUGGGAGAGCCUUCCACAAGUCCUGGACGCUCACCAUGCACACGAGGACCCACACUGGAGAGAGGCCCUAUAAGUGUGCGGAGUGUGGGCAAGGCUACACGAAUAAUUCAUCGCUUAAGAGCCAUCUGAAGAAGCACAGCUAAGAGAGGCCCUCCGAAGGAAAGGGAGGUGGGGAAAGCUUCGCUUUUCUCAAAAUCCUGAAUGAGUGGAGAGGACAUGUUGGAAGGGAGCUCAAUAAGUCAACGGACAGGGGAAAGUCUUCCGUUAGCUCUUGCAUCUUACAGAAAUGGGGAAUUGCACACUGGAAAGAAAGCCGGUGAAGGUAAGAUCUGUGGAAAGCUUUUAACCUUCAUCUUUUUUUUAUCAAUUGUUGACACUAUUACAGAUGUCUCCCAUUUUUCUC